AUGGUGUUGGGAAAGGUAAAAAAGAUUCCGCUCAUAGCUCCAAGGCUUACAAAGGAACAGAAAAUGGAGAAGGAGCUUUUGAUAAAGAAGAAGAUAAACAAGCUAGCCAAUGCCAUCCGAAUCCCGCCUGCAAUCAACCAGUUUAAGACCUUUUUGUCCGAGGAUGAUACUAAAAAGUUCAUUAAUCUAUUUAUGAACUACAGGCCCGAGAAUAAGGAGGAGAAGAAAGCCAGGCUGAAAUCAGAGGAUCCGAAGAAGGGUCCUAAGCCUAUUCUUGUCAAGUUUGGGCUGAAGCAUGUGACAAAUCUAAUUGAAACCAAGAAGGCAAAACUUGUUCUCAUCUCUGCAUCUGUCGAUCCCAUUGAAGUUGUUAUAUUCCUCCCUACUCUGUGUAGAAAGAUGGGAGUGUCAUAUGCAAUUGUUGAAGAUUCUACGAUUCUUGGAAGGCUCGUCAACCUGAAGUCCACGUCAUGUGUUUGCUUAUGCGAUGUGAGACCAGAGGAUGAGGCGGCCUUCAAAGAAAUACUAGGAAUAGCAAAUGCAACAUUCCUCGAUAGCUAUGAAACCCAUCUGAGUACUUGGGGAGGAGGACCCAAAAAGCAAACAACUGGGGAGCAAUGA
This is a messenger RNA of Encephalitozoon romaleae SJ-2008, 621 nucleotides long. RefSeq names its product 60S ribosomal protein L7A. The transcript has a single exon. The record is from RefSeq and is a predicted model, not a curated record. NCBI's taxonomy places the organism in Eukaryota, Fungi, Microsporidia, Unikaryonidae. The coding region runs from base 1 to 621 and encodes 206 amino acids.